CUCUUCCCUCCCUGUGCUCCAGGACUCUGGUAACCACUCCUCUAUGCUCACUUCUUGAGAGAAAGAUUUUAAAGAGUUCACAUACAAGCUCUUAGGCUAUUUGUCUUUCUUUGCUUGGCUGUGUUCAGUUACUAUAAUGAUCUCCAGCUUAAAGUAUGUUGUCAGGAAAGAACAGAGUUUUGUUAUUUUCUAUGGUGGAUAAUAUUCUGUUGUACAUAUGUGCUACAUUUCCUUUAUGGAUGCUUUGGUUGUUUCCGUUUCAUAAAUGCUGGCAUUUUUAGCUGGCUUGAUCUUCUGUAGGUCAUGUGCAGCUAACUACAGGUCCAAGGAGUUGAUGUGUGCAGCAGCUGUGUCCUGUCCAGAGGUUGGCAUUCCACACCAACCUGCAGCUCUUAACAUUCUUUCUGCCCUCUCUUCGGGAAUGUUCUGUGAGCCUUGCUGGGAGGCUGAGCACUCACAGAGGGAGCUUACCCUCAACAAUCUGAACAGGUAGUAAGUUUCAAAGCUAGCCACUACCCUCUACAACAAGAAGCUUCUUUGACCAAGAUUGUAAGUAUCACACAUGAAUAUAAAAACAUAAGAAUUGAGAAGUCAGUUUUACAGUAUAGGUAUUUAACAAAACAACAUUCAUAGAGUCUUUCCUAAGGCAUAAGACUUUAGUAGCCACGGAUUUUGAUCAUGUUUACAGUACUAGGCAUAAAUUCCCUUUUGUGGAACAGGUCACAAAUCCAAAGGAGCACAAUUGGUCAGCCCUAUAACAGUCUUGCCACAGUUACCCAGUAGGCCCAUUAUAUUUGGUAUUGUAGCAUAUGGAAUUAAAUGCUUGAUAAAAACCAUUGACUAAGGAGUUUUUCCUGUGUACCUGUUAUAUCUCCCACGUCUGGUGAGAUUUAGUCUCUGGAUGAGACGCUCAUGGCCCUCCAGGUGUGGUAGACACUCCGAGAAUCUGAGAUUUUUGGUGAUGGGAGGGAAUUAGAGAUUACGGAGUUGUUUUAAGAUGUUAUGGUGGGAAGAUCUUGAGCUUGACAGCUACAUCGUGCUAAGAGCUUGGCCUGGAAACAUUGUUCUUCCUUUUUGUUGGGAUGCCUGUGUCUGUUACAUCCGGUGAGCAUUCUCAGGUGAGUAUGGUUUUGUUUCUGUUUUAUUUUUUCCAUAUUCUGUCUUGUCAGUCUAGGGAGAUAAGAUAUAAUCUGACAGGUGUAGCUGCUCAAAGCUGGGUUAAACAUUAAUGUAGCUGUCACCGCAGCCCAGAGACACAAGCGCCCCAAAGCCAGGAUUCAGACCUGCCUGGUGUUCCUAGACUAAGGAGUGACAAGCAGACAUGGCUCAGUUUGCACAGGUCAUGGCUGAAGUGGGCGACUUUGGUCGCUUCCAGAUACAGGUGAUCAUCCUGAUGGCCAUCCCCAAUUUCCUGUCUGCGUUCUUCGUGUUUGGUCAGGUCUUCAUGGUCCUUGAUGAAGCCCACCACUGUUCAGUGUCCUGGGUCAAGAACCACACUCUCAACCUGAGUGCAGCUGAGCAGCUGGCCAUAAGCAUACCCAAUGACACAUCAGGCAGGCCCGAGUCCUGCCUCAUGUUCCGGCCACCUCCUGACAGUGCCAGCCUGGAAGACAUCCUCAGCCACCGCUUCAAUGAGACACAGGCCUGCGACUCAGGCUGGGAGUACCCUGAGAACAGGCCUCUGUCCCUAACGAAUGAGUUCGACCUGGUGUGUGACAGGAAGAACUUGAAGAGGACCUCCCAGUCGGUGUUCAUGGCUGGACUCCUCGUUGGGGCCCUCGUCUUUGGGCCCAUUUGUGACUGGAUUGGCCGCAGACUGUCCCUCCUGGUGCAGCUGCUUCUGUCGGGUGUUGUAGGUGUGGCCACGGCCUUCAUGCCCAGCUUUGAGCUCUACAUGGCCCUGUGCUUCAUCUCAGCUUCUGCCGUGGCUGGGUAUAUGAUGAGCACUAUGAUCAUCGUUUCAGAGUGGGUGGGGCCAUCCUGGAGAACACGAGCCAUGGUGCUGGCCCAGAGCAGCUUUGCCCUUGGGCUGAUGCUAUUAGCAGGCCUGGCCUAUGGCGUCCGCAACUGGAGACUCCUUCAGAUAAUCGGCACCACACCAAUCUUCCUGCUCUUCUUCUACUUCUGGGUUCUGCCAGAAUCUCCAAGGUGGCUCCUCUCCCAAGGAAGGACAGAGGAGGCCAAGCAACUGGUCCAGAAGGCAGCCUCUGUGAACAGGCGGCCACUUCCUCCAGAGCUCCUGAACCAGCUAGUCCCAGAGAAGACAGGCCCCUCGGGGAACGCCUUGGAUCUCUUCAGACACCCUCAUCUCAGGAAGGUGACUCUGAUUCUCAUUGCUGUCUGGUUUGUGGACAGUCUGGUGUAUUAUGGCCUCAGCCUCCAAGUGGGAGACUUUGGCCUGGAUAUUUACCUGACACAGCUAAUAUUUGGAGCAGUGGAAGUGCCUGCCCGUUUUUCCAGCAUCCUCUUGAUGGAGAAGCUGGGUCGCAAGUGGAGCCAGUUGGGUUCUCUGACACUGGCGGGUACCAUGUGCAUCAUUGUCAUCUUCAUCCCAGGAGAUCUUCCCAUGGUGGUCACCGUGCUGGCUGUGGUGGGGAAGUUUGCCUCAUCUGCUGCCUUCACCACAUCCUACGUGUACACUGCUGAGCUCUUCCCCACCAUCAUCAGGCAAACAGGCAUGGGCUUGGUGAGCAUCUUCUCCAGGGUUGGCGGCAUCAUCUCGCCGCUGGUGAUGCUGCUGGAGCAGUACCACAAGGCGGUCCCCAUGCUCAUCUUUGGCAGCCUCCCCAUCGGGGCAGGCCUUCUGUGUGCUCUGCUGCCUGAGACACAGGGCCAGACCCUGAAGGACACCCUUCAGGACCUGGAGCUGGGGCGCCAUCCACGGUCCUCAAUGGCAAAAUUCCCUGAAAAAUAAAUGCUGGCUAAAUAAAGUUCUUCCUCUACCACUGCUGUUGGUAGUUCUUCUUGUUCUGAUUGUGGUUGUUCACAGCUGGGUUAUGUACAGCAAUAGGUUACAUAGAGGCCAUCAGUGGCUCCUGCUUUGAGGGAGGG
Meriones unguiculatus (Mongolian gerbil) is the source of this 3051-nucleotide messenger RNA. RefSeq names its product solute carrier family 22 member 13 (gene Slc22a13). Gene Ontology annotation, biological process: transmembrane transport. The record is from RefSeq and is a predicted model, not a curated record. Lineage: Eukaryota; Metazoa; Chordata; Mammalia; Rodentia; Muridae. The coding region runs from base 1322 to 2914 and encodes 530 amino acids. Gene Ontology annotation, molecular function: transmembrane transporter activity. The transcript is spliced from 10 exons. Gene Ontology annotation, cellular component: membrane.